Molecule: messenger RNA, 1011 nt
Organism: Rubroshorea leprosula
Lineage: Eukaryota; Viridiplantae; Streptophyta; Magnoliopsida; Malvales; Dipterocarpaceae
Source: the annotation of a GenBank genome assembly
GCGGCAAUAGACGCGAAGCAGUAAUGGCUAUGAUGGGAGACAAGACGAAGAAGAAAUCGAGUGCUGUGACUUUGCAACAGUUCAUCUCCAAUAUGACUCCUUUAAUCGAUUUGGAGAAAGUUUUUUUUCUCCCCUUCUAAAUUCUCUGUUUGGAUUUUUCGAACUCUAUAUCAGCUUCGGUUGCUAUUGGGUCUAGAUCUGCUUCAGAUGUGAAAUAGAAUAAAAGAAGGAUGAAUAAGACAGAAAAAUGAAUGAAGGUGAAGCUGAGAUUGAUAUUUCACAUGGAAAGAGACUUACUCAAAAUGGAGUCCAAGGUUCUGAUACUGGAAUUAUUGCAUUACCCAUAUACUACAUAGAGAUGGUGAUCCCAAUUAAUUUAUCUGUGCCGGUGACAUGUCAUAAGAGGAAGGACGCAUGCAGUGAUGCAGUUAAUCAGGGAGGCGCAGCAGAGCUGAGGUGGUUGAUUGGGUACCCUACUUCUUCACUGGAUAAGUCCUUCUCCAACUCUUUCCAGCUUGAAAGAAAUCACCCAGGAGGAGAGUCCCCAUAUCCAGGAUGUCUGAAGGAGAUGAAUGGAUGGCUGGAUGAAAUGCGGGAAAGUGAGGAACUGAGAGUCACCAAUGAUCCAGCAAAGGAUGAGAAAGAAGUAGAAGAAAUUGAAGAUGUUGUGUGGGUGGAGAAAACAGGGGAAUGUUUGGUGGUUCAUUUCAAGUGUCCCUGCGGCAAAGGCUAUCAAAUUCUUCUCUCUGGAGGCAAAUGCUACUGCAAACUCAUGUAGGUUCAUCUUUCACGUCAUUUGAGGAAGAUAUGUUGUUGUGAAUCAUUCUUUUAGACUGCACAGGAAGCUUAGGACUGAUUUUUAUUUCUUCUGCGACUUGUGCCAUCUUGGCACAUGUUGUAAUUGAAACAAAGAGGUUUAGAGAUUGGAUGGAUUUGUUCAUUAGGAGGAAAACAUUUUGUUGUCAUCAUUCUUUUUGUACCAUUGCAGAACAAUAUACGCUGCAAUUGAAU